Molecule: messenger RNA, 804 nt
Organism: Fusarium keratoplasticum
Lineage: Eukaryota; Fungi; Ascomycota; Sordariomycetes; Hypocreales; Nectriaceae
Product: RNA polymerase II subunit B1 CTD phosphatase RPAP2-like protein
Exons: 1
Coding region: 1-804 (267 amino acids)
Cellular component (GO): nucleus; cytoplasm
Molecular function (GO): RNA polymerase II CTD heptapeptide repeat phosphatase activity; RNA polymerase core enzyme binding
Source: RefSeq, a predicted model, not a curated record
AUGGCAUCAACUGCCAAGCAGCCAGCUAAGGGCAUUCUCAAGAAGCCCAAGGAUGCCGCCAAAGAGCCCGACGUCGAUCCUAGGGAGGUCGCCCUCCAGCACGCCAGGAUCAUCCAGCAUCGCAAAGACCUUGAGGCUGAGAUCCUGGAUAGUCUCAUCCUUCUCUCCGAGUACCCUCUUGUUCGCGAAGCCCCGCACAACGCUGCGAACCCUGCACCGUCCGACAUUGCCGACUUCAAGGCUCACGUACGCCUGUUCCAACCCUCGGAUUAUGACGACCUCAUCAUCGAGCGCAACGUCAACGAGCUGUGCGGAUACUCACUUUGCGCGAAACCCCGGCGACAGGUUGGGCCUGGUGGCGAUUGGAAGAUUCUAGCCAACGGAGACAUUGUCAAGCGGAAGGAUGUCGAGAUGUGGUGCUCACAGAAAUGCGCCCGUCGCGCCCUCUACGUCAAGGUCCAGCUGAACGAGACGGCUGCAUGGGAGCGCGCGGGUAUCCCAGACAUUCAAAUCGAGUUGCUCGACGAGACACAAACAGACGUUGACCGAGCUGCACAGAAGCUGGGCGACCUUAAGCUGGAGGAGCAGCGACAAACAGCUCGAGAUACAGCUGCCUUGGCCCUCGAACGCGGCGAGCGCGAACCUGUGCAACGAGACAAGGUCAAGGUUACGCUCAAAGAGAAGGAUGUCAAGGCGCCUUCCCCUGUUCCAGACACACCGGAAGUCUACGAUGAUGACCAUUUGGUCGUUGAGGGCUACAAGAGUAAACUUCGUCCAGAUAAUGAAGAGGACCAAAAGAAAUAA